AAGAUGCAGAGUUGACAGGGGAGGGCAACAAAGGGUGAAAGCUCCUGAGAAGUGGGAGGACAGGGAGGAGCUAGGCUUUCAUACCACAUUCAGGGCCGUGCCUCCAAUAACAGGGAGACAGUGUUAUGUAAGGAGUGAAGGGAGGAAGGAAAGCAGUUCGCCUGUCUGGGGGAGAUCACGGCUCAAGAGAAAAGUGUCAGAAUUACAGCGGAGAAACCAGCAGCGAUCAGAAUGUCUGAGCCAGGGAUGAAGAUGGAUUUCCCCCGACCGGAAAUGUUUGAUUUCCAAGGAGUCGCAAUGGUCCACUAUUUCACAGACAGCUGGGAGAAGGUCCAGAACUUUCAGGCCAGGCCAGAUGAUGUACUCAUUGCAACAUACCCCAAAGCAGGAACCACAUGGGGCUCCUUAAUUCUUGACCUGCUGUAUUUUGGUAAAACGUCUCCAGAGCGCCAGACAUCCAUCCCAAUCUAUGACAGAGUGCCUUUCCUGGAGAUCUCCAUCCCGUCUAUGAAAUCAGGCGUUGACCAGGCAGAGAAUCUCCCCACCACUCCUCGAAUCAUUAAAACUCAUUUUCCAGUUCAGUUUGUGCCAAAGUCCUUUUGGGAGCAAAACUGCAAGAUGGUCUACGUGGCCCGCAACGCCAAAGACAACAUGGUCUCGUAUUUUCACUUUGAUCGCAUGAAUGUGGUCCAGCCAGCGCCUGGAGACUGGAACAGCUACUUCCACAGGUUCAUGGAGGGAAAAUUGACGUUUGGAUCCUGGUAUGACCAUGUGAGCAACUGGUGGAAAAAGAAACAGACCUACUCAAACAUCCAUUACAUGUUCUACGAAGACAUGAUUGAGGACACUGGACGGGAAAUAGACAAACUCUGCUCCUUUCUUGGUUUGUCUCCUUCGGCCGAGGAGAAGAAACAAAUCGCAGGCGGAGUGCAGUUUGACAACAUGAAGAAGAACAAAAUGACCAAUUAUUCUACAAUCCCGGUCAUGGAUUUCAAGAUUUCUCCUUUCAUGAGAAAAGGGAAGGUCGGUGACUGGAAGAACCAUUUCACUGUGGCCCAAAAUGAGGAGUUCGAGGAAGACUACAAGAAAAAGAUGAAGGACCCCACACUUCAUUUCCGCACUGAAGUCUGAACAAGCUGUGUAUAAGUGGAGCUUUGUCCACAACUGACUGUAACUGUGGCAUUUCUGUAAAAAAAAUAUAUCAAGUUACAGUUGCCUCUGGUGUGACAACAGAGGUGUGCAAUGUAUCUUACUGUGAUUUUUAUCCAAAUUAAGACUGUGAAUUACAUAUCAUGAAGCAAAGUGCAAAUCAAGCCACUAUAUCCAUGUGGAAGGAGAAUAUAUCCACCAGCACUAAAGGAGGUAUGUAAAGAAAACUUCAGAAAAUUAUAAAAAAAAAAAAAAAUUAACUAUUUUACAAAGCAGACAUACAUUUAUACAUUCAUGCUAUUGUUAGUACAAAAGUUAAUGUGUAAUCUCAGAGCAGUUAUGUGACUACAUCAUUUACACUGAUAGGACACCGGAGGAUUAGUGUGAUCAGUAAAAUUAAUCCAAAGUGUUUCAUUCAUAUCCAUAAUGUGUAUUUGCAAUAAAACAACGAUAAAACAACA
Messenger RNA from Acanthopagrus latus (yellowfin seabream), 1610 nucleotides. RefSeq names its product cytosolic sulfotransferase 3-like. The transcript is spliced from 8 exons. The coding region runs from base 232 to 1131 and encodes 299 amino acids. Lineage: Eukaryota; Metazoa; Chordata; Actinopteri; Spariformes; Sparidae. The record is from RefSeq and is a predicted model, not a curated record. Gene Ontology annotation, molecular function: sulfotransferase activity. Gene Ontology annotation, biological process: sulfation. Gene Ontology annotation, cellular component: cytoplasm.